Molecule: messenger RNA, 1551 nt
Organism: Moneuplotes crassus
Lineage: Eukaryota; Ciliophora; Spirotrichea; Euplotida; Euplotidae
Source: the annotation of a GenBank genome assembly
ACAAAAUGGAAUCAGCAGUUGAUAGAUUUGUGAAUGAACUCAAAUCCAAGGUUAGCUUCAAGUCAUCCUCUUUUCAGUCUGAGGAAGGCUUCUUAGUCAAACAAUUCAAGUUCUUUGACAUCUACAAUAGCGGAACUCUUGGCUAUGACAACUUUUACAGAACUAUUGAGAAGAUAGGAAUCAUUAAGGAUAAGGAAGAAGUUAGACAUUAUUUCUCUGAGUUAUCAGGAAUCACUGAGGCAGGAGAGAUCGACUAUAGGGCUUUUGCAAAAGCUAUCUACUCAUCACCAGCUGCCUAUCAGCCACCCAGGACCGCAGGCACCGCUUAUUCUCCCAGCAAAUCAGCAGUAUUGCAGGAAGAUGCAGAUCCCUCAAAGCAUAUUUUGAGAAGUGGGAUGAAUAGUCAGGAUUACCCACUUGCGACCACAACUCAUCACUAUAGGCCAUCAACUUCAGCAGCAAGAAAGAGUGUAAUGAGCCCUGAAUAUAUCAACAAGCAGUCGUUAGAAACUUUGAACAAGAUCUUCAAUGAUCCUAACUAUGAUGGGCCUCAGGAUUCUGAGACCGAAGUCCCUGCCCAGCCUGAUCCUCCUAUUGAAUAUAAUUAUGGAUAUGAGCCAGAGUAUUAUGGCAAGAACCAAUAUUCUCAUAAGAGUGCUCCAAAGAGCCAGAUUCUCUACAUCGAGAGAUUCAAAGAAGAACUCAACAAUAGAGGUGGAAGAGGACUUAUUGGUUUACUUAAGCAAUUUAAGCUUUUCGACACUGAUCAGAGCGGUUAUUUAGAUAAAUAUGAGUUUAAAUAAAGCAGUUGAAGAUUAUGAGAUAUACAUUCAUCCAAAGGACCUUGAUAAUUUAUUUAACUCCUUUGAUGCUGAUCACAAUGAAAGAAUCGAAUAUAACGAAUUUUUGCAAUCAAUUGCUGGCGCAUUGAAUAAAUAUAGACUACAAUUAGUCGAGAGAGCAUUUGAUAAGCUAGACUCUGACAACGAAGGCAGCAUUAGCCUUGAAGAAAUGUUUUCUGUCUUCGACCCAUACCGCCACCCAGAUGUCACAACAGGAAAGAAUGAUCCAGAAGGAGCAAUGAGCGAGUUCAAAGAUACUUUUGAAGUCUAUCAUAAUGUACUUCAUGAUUAUGACUCUAGUGCAAAAGUUAGCAGAGGCGAGUUUACAGAUUUUUAUACUUAUAUAUCUUCCCAAAUAGAGAACGAUGUGCAAUUCGACAUGUUAAUGAAUGGAGUUUGGAACCUAGACAACAAGAAUAAUUAUGAAGAAAUGCCUUAUGCAGGCUCUAAGAACAAAGUCACCAAAAUUGACUGUCAUAGCCAAUGGCUAUCAGAUCAUCACAGAAGGAUGUUUGGAGGAGAUGAUGGAAUCUCACAAAAAGGAGAUACUUCUUGGCAGACUACCCAUCAGGCAAAGUAUAGAACAGAUGUUCCAGCCCCUCAUCUCUCAGCAGGAGUCCCAACCUUUCCCACGGGAAUGCAAAGCAAUUGGCAAGGAGGGCAGAUGCAUGAAGAUCAAAGGCUUGAUUCAUAUUACAGAGCAGAGUAA